AUGGGCGUGGUCAAUGAGCUGCGGCAACGAACAUGGUCGGGCAUGUUGAAUGUGGAAGUUGUUUUGAACCCGAAGCUGGUAGUGCAAGGCAUGCCUGAUGAGCAAGUCAGGUGCCACCUACGAAUACCUAGAGAAUCAUACCUGGUCCUGCACCUACCGUUUGUGCUGAACAAACUGCGAGGGGUGCUCCGACAGGAAGUAAAAGAUGCAUUUCACGGGUGGUGGUUCGGAAUGGAGGACGUGCUGGUCCACUGGAACCAUCCAGUGGGGACGCUGUACGACUCGCUGGUGGGACUGCGGCCGCAGGAACGAGCCGCCCAGUUCCAGGCCAACACGCUGACGAUGUGGACGCUAACGCUGAACUACAGCGAGGACGCGCGGGAUGGCUCGGUGCCGCUGGUAGGGGGGAUGCAGCAGGUGGAGGACUUCUGGCGGCACCAAUGGAAGCAGGCGUGCUAUAUCAUCCACGGGUCGUCGAAGCAGAUCAUGUCGCUGUCGAUCCCGGACUCGAAGACGUUUUGGGACUGCGUGCUGCAACGCGACGAGCGCGUGUUCCGCGGCAUUGCGUCGAGAAUCACGGCGCGCAAGGGGGGCGUUAAGGCGCUGCCCGUGCGGAUUCAUCAGACGACGCUGCGCGAGCUGCGGACGCUGCAGCCGACGGUCAAGCCCGGCGAGUGGGGGGGCGGGACGCUGGGGGAGCUUCUGCGGGCAGAGCUGCCGGAGUGCUUCAAGAAUGGCUCGGUGCUGAGGCCGGUAGUGCACGGGAUCGAGGUCUCGCCGGAGUCGCAGCUCGCCGACCUGUACCACCUCUUUUGCAGUUUUGACGGGUUUCUGCACAUCUCGAUCUGCAGCCCAGUGGCUCUCAUCAUUCCGACUACUUAG
Molecule: messenger RNA, 882 nt
Organism: Eremothecium gossypii ATCC 10895
Lineage: Eukaryota; Fungi; Ascomycota; Saccharomycetes; Saccharomycetales; Saccharomycetaceae
Gene: ATG5
Product: Atg5p
Exons: 1
Coding region: 1-882 (293 amino acids)
Biological process (GO): autophagy of mitochondrion; C-terminal protein lipidation; nucleophagy
Cellular component (GO): phagophore assembly site membrane; cytoplasm; Atg12-Atg5-Atg16 complex
Source: RefSeq, marked provisional